Nycticebus coucang (slow loris) is the source of this 516-nucleotide messenger RNA. Its product is annotated as sperm mitochondrial-associated cysteine-rich protein. Bases 1 to 516 code for a protein of 171 amino acids. Lineage: Eukaryota; Metazoa; Chordata; Mammalia; Primates; Lorisidae. The record is from RefSeq and is a predicted model, not a curated record. The transcript has a single exon.
AUGGACUUCUCUCUGGGCCUACGCUUGGGGCCUCGCAACAAGAAGGCUGCUCACCAAGAACCCCCUAGCCCCUCCAGGCAUGGCCCACCAGGAGCCUCCCCUUGUCUGUCCUGUCCUCCCUCUGCCUGUACCUUCCCCUGCCCUGGCUGUCCCCCUUCCACCUGCUCCUGCACUGCCUGUCCCUCUUACACAGCUCCCUGCCCCUCCUGUCCCAGCCUCCCUGGUCCACCCUGCACCUGCUCUUGCCCUCCCUGCCCUGCCUGUCCUCCCUUGACUUGUCCCCACACCUGCUGUGUCCCAUGCUCUGGUCCACCUGUGACCUGCUGCCAUCCCUCACCUUGCUCCAUUUACUCUUGCUCCAGGGGCCGAGCUGCUUGUUUGAGUUCCCAUGUGGGCUGCAGUGACAGCUUCUGCUGUGGGCGAGGGGCUGCCUGGGGGCCUCCAGGCUCUGUUGGCUGCUGCAGCUGCUGCUUCAGGGGGCAACGUACUUCUCAGGGACGCUGUCUGAUAGUCUAG